AAGCAACGUGUCUCAUUUCCGCAUUCAUUUGUCUGCGGAGUGCCAGGGCCAUGUUGAAGAUAUCUGGCCCGAGCAUUGUGCUGUUGAUUGAACUGCGUACUUCUAUAGCGUUUUGUCCAAGCAGGCCGCCUAGACGCUGAAUUGUACCCGCUGGGAACCGGCUACGUCCCUGAAAUUGACAGUGUCCAUGACAUAUCAGUUGGCACAAAGAGGGGAUCCGACGAACUAUUUUCUUCCUGCAUAUCCAACGGGCCCUAUAUCAUGAACUCAGCCAAUGGCAACGACAGCAAAAAAUUCAAAGGUGACGUCCGCAGUCCUGGUGUUCCGUCACGUGUGGUCCAUGUACGCAAGCUGCCCAAUGACAUAAACGAGGCUGAAGUUAUUGGCCUGGGACUGCCCUUUGGGAAGGUCACUAAUUUGCUGAUGCUGAAAGGGAAAAACCAGGCAUUCUUAGAAAUGACCAGCGAGGAGUGUGCACAGACGAUGGUGAGCUACUACUCUUCUGUGACCCCCGUCAUCAGAAACCACCCCAUUUACAUGCAGUACUCGACUCAUAAGGAGCUGAAGACUGACAACUCCCCCAACCAAGUGCGUGCCCAGGCAGCUCUGCAGGCGGUCAGUGCUCUGCAUGGCGGUGGGAUGGGAAGCAUGGCCAUUCCAGCAGAUGUGUCUAGCAUGGGAGGAGCUGGAUCCCAAAGCCCUGUACUCAGGGUCAUUGUGGAAAACCUCUUCUAUCCCGUCACCCUGGAUGUUCUGCACCAGAUUUUCUCUAAAUUCGGCACUGUGCUGAAGAUCAUCACAUUCACUAAGAACAACCAAUUCCAGGCUCUGAUCCAGUAUGCCGAUGGCUUGACAGCUCAGCACGCUAAAUUGUCUCUGGAUGGACAGAACAUCUACAAUGCCUGCUGUACCCUGAGAAUCAGCUUCUCAAAGCUCACCAGCCUCAAUGUCAAGUACAACAACGACAAGAGCAGGGAUUAUACCCGUCCAGACCUCCCCACUGCAGAUUCACAGACCUCCCUGGACCACCAGACCAUGGCAGCUGCUGCAUUUGCUGCUCCAGGCUUAAUCUCAGCCUCUCCCUAUGGUGGAGCUCAUGCCUUCCCCCCAGCCUUUGCCAUCCAGCAGGCAUCAGGUCAGCAUCCAAACUGGCUGUCUAUGCCUGGUAUGCCAGGCGCCCUGGCGUCCCUCGGUGUGGGCCACGGUGGCAUGGCUGCUGCCGCGGCAGCCGCUAGCCGGCUGGGCCUGUCCGGGUUCGCUGCCCCCGGGGGCCACCAUGUGUUGCUGGUCAGCAAUCUGAACCCUGAGAGCGUUACGCCACACUGCCUCUUUAUUCUUUUCGGUGUGUACGGCGAUGUGAUGAGAGUGAAGAUCCUGUUUAAUAAAAAGGAGAACGCUCUGAUCCAGAUGUCUGAUAGCACUCAGGCUCAGCUAGCUAUGAGCCACCUGAAUGGUCAGCGUCUCCAUGGCAGGGCCAUGCGUGUGACCUCAUCGAAACACACCACCGUGCAGCUGCCCAGGGAGGGCCACGAGGACCAGGGUCUCACCAAGGAUUACAGCAACUCACCGCUGCACCGCUUCAAGAAGCCCGGCUCCAAAAAUUACUCUAACAUCUUCCCGCCCUCUGCAACACUCCACCUCUCCAACAUCCCGCCGUCUGUAGUGGAGGAGGACCUCAAGAGGCUUUUCGCCAGCUCAGGAGCCACCGUUAAGGCCUUCAAGUUCUUUCAGAAAGACCGCAAGAUGGCCCUGAUCCAGAUGGGCUCGGUCGAAGAGGCAAUUGAGUCUCUCAUUGAGUUCCACAACCACGAUCUAGGAGAGAACCACCACCUCAGAGUGUCCUUCUCAAAGUCCACCAUCUGAGUGCCGUUCCUCCCUCCCUCCGAGUGUAUUGCCAUCUGAGUGCAAAACGCCAGCGCUGCAUCUUAAAUGGCUGCAGUUCUCGUGUAGAAUAUUGCUCCCUUCCCCAUUCUUUAUCAUUCCCCUCAAUUGGUUUGGGUGUCACAUUUAAGCCAUUGUGCCUCAGAUCCCUGGUUCCAAUUUUGGUCCUGCGAACAACCUACGUUAAAAAUCUAACCGCGUUUUAUUUUUACUUUGUCAUUAAUUGUUAAUUCACCAUAAAAUACAAAGUAUUUUAAAUGAAUAAGUGAACAAUUAUAAAUAUUUGCCACACAGAUUGGCUGUUGGUCGGUCUUACACUUGUUUGUAUUUGAGAGUCCUGCUAGCGUUCUCUGGUUCUGCGGCGUUCUCAUUGUGACCGAGGGCCUCAGGUACCGCGUCGCUGUGAGAGCGACUCCACGGGAGGAAGCACUUCCGUUGGGUGGUUACUUUUUCCCGUAUCACUUGUCUUUUGCUUAAAAAAGUUCCUCUUGCAAGCGGUGGGUCCGGCCCGUAAUGAUGCAAACACCAUUCACGUGCACAUGGACCAUGUAAACGAGCGGGUCCAAACUUGGUUGAGGAAUCACAGUUCACUUGUUUCCGGUUCGGGACAGGAUCUUGGCACCCAAACCAAAAAACAUAUUUUUCCUUCUAUCGUUUAGUUCUUAAGUGGGGUCCUGGGAAGCGGGCAAUGUUCUGCGGUGACGCCACGACACCGGAGGGGGAAGUAGAGGCAGCCGAUGAACUGUCACUUUAGACCAAAUUGCGAAAAACAAAAAAUUUAAGAGAAGACACCCUCCACCACAGAUGCUCACGUGGAUGAAUCGUAUCCACAGAAGACACACUUCAGCAUUCCUUUUAUUGUGAUAGUCAUGUGGAUGUAUCGGUGUGUGUGUGCCUUUUUAUGAAAUGCCACUUUCACCCGGUUUGGCCAGUCAGAAACGGUUCGAUACAAAGGGUUUUGUUUUGGCCCGCAGACCACCAAACAAUUAAUACCCCUGUAUCCAUUUUGAUUUGAUCUUCUUGUAACUACCCGCCUACUCACUUCGGCGGAUCCAUACCACUAUAUAGAGCCAUUCGACAAGGAUGCGUUUUUCUUACAAUCUCUUUCUACAGUCCUGUGCCUUCCUUUACCCCGACCAGGUUGCCUUAAGCAUCGCGGUGGCUUCAUUUGGAAAAGACGUGGCUCUAGAAAUGCCUUUUUAUUUUUGCUCAUUCCUUGCGGCAUGUCCCAGCAUUGUUAAAGGGGGGGGGGGGGGGAGGGUGACAGUGGCUCAUGAAAACUCCAGUUCCAUCUUAACACUUGUUUUUCUAGAGAUUUGUAUGCAUAUCCCCAUUAUAUGUACGUAGAAACUAUGAAUGUAUGUCAGUUUAGUUGCCUAAUAUCCUUGCUAGCUGAUGUAGCUCUGUUAGGUGGUGUUUUGUGGGAGGAGUUUGGAGCUGUAGCCGGCCUUCCCGUCUUACGGCCCCCAGCCACCUUCAUCUAGUCCCUUCUCAGGAGGGGCGACGGUGGGUGUGGGGUGUCAUUUAACCAUACGUUCAUCUAUACAUGGACACCUAUAUACUCAUUUAUCUUUUCUUUUAAUGUUAGUAUUUACAUGUGUAUCACUGCUAAGCGUAUCUGAUACCAAUAUGUAGCUGGGUCUGAUCAUUAUCACAGUGCCUUGAGUUUUUAAUCUGAGGCUGAAUCCUUUUUUUCCGGGCCUGGUCAGUUGACUUUGUUUACCUCUUGUUCAGGUGAUCUGUCUUUGCGUUCUACAAAGAUGCCUUUAUCCCGUUUAUGUCCAGGUAAUCGUACCUGUGAGAGCAGCUUGGACUGUCUAAAACGCCUAAACCCAGUGUGUGUGUGUGUAUAUAGACAUAUACAUAUAUAUAUAUAUACACUUUUCUUUAAAUUCAGGAUUACACGGUGGGUUAGCCUCGCCCGGUCCGGGUCCACUUCCACAGCCAGGUUCUUUAGUGCACUUUUCCUCAACAACAGGUCCAAGUUGGCACCGUCACGCUGAAGUCUUAAAACGUCGUCACAUUCCUGCGUGCUGCGGCACCACUUUCCACAGCCGCGACCACUGUAGUUUUGGACCAGAUACAGAUUCACUCUGUCUCUAUUUUUGUAAAAGAUUAUAUGCAUGGUUUAACGACGCUUCAUGUAGCUACAGGCGGUUGUUGCUGCAAAGGACCAAAGUAUCUUCUACCCCUGCUGUUUGUAGUUUCUCAGUUUGUUUGUUUCUCAACAUUUCCACAAGCACACACGCUUUGUUUCCCUUUGCUGUUUCUAAGAUGCCUUGGACAAAUGUCACCUGAAGUUAAAGCAUGUUAGGGUAUCGGUCUAGACUGUAUAUUGUAUACUGUUUUGUUGGAUUGACAUUUCAAAGAGCCUACUUUGGUAGUUUGCUUUAGUACGGAUACUUAAAUGAAACACAGUCCUAACUGUGAUGGUGUAGAAGAUUAUAUGCCUUUAUUCUCUUGUUAAAGCUUUUUGUUUCUCUUUUAUAUGGGGGUGGGGUUGUUGUAUGACGCGGGAUUGAUGGUUGUAUAUAUUCAUGUUUUUGUACCACAAUCAUUUGGAUUAUAUCCACUUUACGUUCAAAACAUGUAUAUUUUGAUAAAAACAAUACAGACCUAUUGAGCUCUACGGAGCUGUAAAAAAACAAAGACAAAAAAACUUUUUGUAACACAAAGACAUUAAAACUAUUUGAACACAG
Molecule: messenger RNA, 4580 nt
Organism: Gasterosteus aculeatus aculeatus (three-spined stickleback)
Lineage: Eukaryota; Metazoa; Chordata; Actinopteri; Perciformes; Gasterosteidae
Gene: ptbp1a
Product: polypyrimidine tract binding protein 1a
Biological process (GO): mRNA processing
Cellular component (GO): nucleus
Molecular function (GO): RNA binding
Source: RefSeq, a predicted model, not a curated record